AAUGUAAUUGAUUUAACUGAAAGUCCAGAAAGUAAAAAAUUCAAAAGGGAUAUUGGUGCAGAGGUAGGUAGUGUAAGAAUGAAAACAAAUUAUAUAGUUUCUACUGUAUUUGAAGUCCGUAUGAAACGAAAUUUUGCCCUUUUUAUUGUUUUGUUUGACAGCAUGUCUCAAAUAAUAAGGAAUGGUUGUUACUGUUUGUUCAUAUCUCAUUUAAUUCCCAAAUAAUUGCGGUUUUUAGAAAUUGAGCUAUGGCGUUAUUAGUUGUAUGUACUUGACUUGCUAGAGAAACAAGAAAGUCGUUGACACUUGGCAAGGUUACUUACUGCACUCAAGCAAAUAUAUCAGUGUGUCAAAAUGGUUGCCAUAGGAACAUGCUAGGGAUGGGCCGAUAUCGAUACCAAAUACUCGAUACUAUCGAUACCAGGGUUUUGAACAAAAGUAUCGAUACUGGCAAGAAAUAUCGAUUGUUUCGAUACUUCUGAGCCUGCGAUAUUUUUUCAUUGUGGUCAGCGGACUAAUCAUGAAAAUGAUGCCAAAAAGCCUAAAUAGGCGUAAAUACUAUCAAAGUAGUUCAUUUUCUAUGGUGCUUAAUGGUCCACGGGCAGGAUCAGAGUUUGUGGUUAUGUUAGUUACAAUCAUGAAAAUAAACGUGUUGAAAACGUAUUCAACCAGCAUGAUUUUGGCGUCGAAGAAAUGAAAAUAAUCUUUUCUUGUUGUGGUUGUUCGAGUUUGGAAAAUAUCGAUAUGAGUAUUGAUAUCGACAAAAAAUGGCAAAUAUCGAGUAAAUAUCGUAUCGAAUGAAAAAGCUGGUAUCGCCCAUCCCUAGAACAUACUAGUUCGCAGGCCUCUAUCUUUUAAGUAUACAUAUUUUUGUUUCCAACAAAAAUAAAGCAAUUUUCUUUUUCAAUUUUUUGGUUACUACAAUUUCAGAACUCCUAGAUAUUUUGAUAACUACUAAUUGUUGAAAUAAAGCAGACACACGUUAGAAAACAAUUGAAAAAUUAAAAUUACGUGGCAGGAGAGAACUUUGAACUACUGUAGUCUGUUACUAUGGCAACCAUUUUGACACACCAAUGUAUUUGCUUGAGCACAGUAAGUAACCUUGCCAAGUUUCAACUAAGUUGGUCAAAUCCCCUCUGAGAAAUCCGACUUUCUUGUAACAAAAUGUAACCACCAUUCCAAUUGCAUUAAAAGUUUAAGACAUGCUAUCAAACAAAACAAUUGUGCAAAAUUUUGUUUCAUAAGCAUAAACAGUACUGUAAAUUCAUAUCAAAUAUUAUAUAAAUGAACGAAUUCAAUAUCAAUAGGCUUCUACUGUAAUGCUGAUAUGAAACUAUAUGAUAUGACUUUGCAAAUAAAUUUCAGUUGAAUGUAAAGAGAUAUGAUAAUAAUGAUGAUAGUGAUGAUGAUGAUGAUAGUGAUGGGGUUCCUUCAGUACUUACAGGAACGUAAGUUAAUAUAAUUACCCAAUAUACAGUAAUGUACCCUGGUCCAUCGCAUAUAGUGUAAGCGCAUUGCAAAUAAAGGUGCAUGCACUCAUAUCCAAAUAUAGGCGCAUGCGCUUCUACAGUAAAUAGUCAAAAUAUGCAUGUUUACUAAACUUAAAAAGAAUGCUUUAAUACACAUAUUUUUAACCUCGCAGUAAAUUCUCGACAUUCUCGUGAUCAUUAUCAUCUGCAUACCUCUACGUACACACCUCAACUUUGGCGUAAAUACACUAAUGAUUCUUCCGAGGCAUUUCUUAUUACCUUUUAUAGCAUGGUUCUGGGUACAAAAUGGUGUGCGCCCACUGAUCCCUAUAUAGUAGCUUAGCGCGAUCAUAUAUUUUUUCCCUAAAGCACCUGGGUACGAAGAUGGUGUGUGCCUACAAGCGAAAUUUUGCAAGCGCAUGCCCCUGUCAAACGUUUUUGUUUUGCUCCAAAAGUUUUACAAAAUUGCAGCAAAUUCUCUUAUAUAUGCGUGGAACACGGGAGGAAUUUUUGUUUCAGUCUGAUUUGUAUGAUUGUUUAUGUACAUCAAAACCUUGGCAUACUUAAUUUACGGAUGUCACCGAAGUGUGCGAGCCACUAAAAAUUAACACGACCGCCACGCCCCAAAAGAAAGCGUUAGCGACCCGCUCACAAAGACAAACGUUUGUUUCAAAACUUUAAUGUGCUUCUGUUUGAAAAUGUUGUCUAUAAAAGGGAAAGGAUAGAAUAUACAGUCGAAUAUGACUCCCAUAUGGUCAUCAUAAGUUAGUAUUCUUUACGCGCGACAAGUGUGACAUUUCAUGAAUGACGUGUUGCGUAAACAAAACGUUUGUCUUCGUUAGAGACCCGCCAACGCUUUCUUUUGAGGCGUGGCGGUCGUGCGAAUUAUUAGUAGCACGCACACUUUGGUGACAUUUGUAAUAUUACUUCGAUUUUUGAUGAAAGUCUUUUUCCUUUGUGUAUUAAGUGGUCGUCAAAGAAUCACCCCAUCAUUAUUGAAUGGAAAGAAAGUAAAGAAUGUGGAUUCCUUACCAUUCGAUAUUGAUGGAAACCAGAUCUUCAAGCUUCAAAACGAGGUGGAUUCAAGGGUAUCAGAAGACGAGCAACAUGCAAAGGAUCCCCUAGAUGUCCAAAUCAAAACUGUUGGUAUAAAAGACAGUAUGAACAGGAAAACAGGGUUAACUUUGAGAAGAAAAACGGAAUCACUGUUUGUCACAGUUGCAACUCAGAAGCAGAAGAUGUACCAUGUCAUGCAGUAAAAGUGUGGGAGGUUAGCCAAGACAAACAAUGGGUGACCAUUUAUCAUCAUGGCGACCACACAUGUGUGGCAAUUAAAAAAGGCUGCGCAAAGGCGAUCCAGGAUGAAGCAGCGACUGCAUUCCAAAAGUCACGACAAUUGAAACCACAGAGAUAUGUAAAUGAUAAAAUCAUAUCUACCAUCGAGGAAGAUACCACUGGUGCAGACGUGUUAAAAGUCGCAGAAUCGUUGGUUAGCAAUGCAACAAUGUUGAAUAUCAAAGCACGUGCAAGAGCGGAAAUGGAUAGUAGUGGCGACAACUUUGAUGCUGUUGGAAAAUACAAAGAAAAAGUAUGUGAAAAGCUUUCCGACCCAUUUCUCAUUUACAAGGUUCACAACAAAUCACUGGAUAGCAGCCGCCCUUCUUUUGUAUUCAAGAGCAGCAAACAGCAGCUUCAAAUAGCUAUUGAUAUGGACAGAGAAGGAGACAAUCCUCUUAGUCAGGAGUACUGCCAUCUUGACGGCAACCACAAGCGAUGUGCUUCGUUCAAAACUAUCACCCUGUGGGUUUACCAUCCUUUCCUGCGCCAAAUGUGUAAAAUAGCAACGAUGGAAGCGGAAUCAGAAAAUUUGUUGUCUAUGAACAUUUUCUGGGAGGUACUGAACGAAGCGAUUCAAGAGUAUUCUAAUGAUGCCAAUCGGAAGUUUAAACCAUUUGGAUACAUGAUGGAUGAAGCUGGGGCAUUCUGGUCUUCCAUUUCAUGUGUACAAGGAGUAGAAGAUCUUCAAAGGUCUGUCAGCUGUGAAAAGCACUUCGACUUUACUGUGGCACGGCAGAAGAAGACCCUUGUAGGGGAAGAUACAAAGAAGGAAUUCAAGUUUCUGUGCGAAUCUGUGAGCAAAGCUGAAACUCCCCUUGUAUAUGAAAAAGCUGCGGAACGAAUGGUUCAAUUUAUUGCUACCCAUACUCACCUACAAUCAUGGUGGGAUUUGUGGCAGAAGAGACAAGGUCAUGUUUUUCGUGCAUUCAAGCCUCUUCACAAUGUGCCAAGAACCAAUCACGCUGAAAUUGGCCAUUCGCGCUGGGUAAAGAUCGGAGCAGUCAAUCUUUCUUCAAUCGACGCGUGUAGAGAAGAUGUUGCAGAGAGUGUUAAACUUUCAGCUUCUUUGGAUGCCUAUUGUGCUGGUGCCUUUAAAGGUGGUACAGGUCCAAGUAGUGCUGACCUGCGAAAACGAAGGUAUGCUGAGCAGAGCAAUAGGGCCGAUGCAUACAUUGCAGAGUUAGAUGAAGUCGCCCUCGGGGAUGUUGUUAUGACAAACAGGGAAACAUGUGGUUUCGUUGAGCCAACAUCUUCGCACAGACAUGAUCCUGUUGAGAAAUCACAACAUAGUAAAAACGACAGAGCCACGCCUUACCGACCGAAGCGAUCAAAGCCUUUUUUGAGAUCACUUGAUAUUGCAAAAAAACCAAGAGGUCUUUCAUAG
This is a messenger RNA of Paramuricea clavata, 4191 nucleotides long. Lineage: Eukaryota; Metazoa; Cnidaria; Anthozoa; Malacalcyonacea; Plexauridae. The record is from the annotation of a GenBank genome assembly.